AUGGCAAAAAAACAAGCUCCAAAAAGUGCUGAAAGUGAUAAUGAUAAGAGUCCCAAAGUUAAUACACCCACAUUUAAUAAACAUUAUGAAAAAAUAGAUUCAGAAAUCGUUUUUGAAUUUGGUGGUCCUUGGGGAGUCACUGCUAUGAUGAUUGGAUUCCCAACUCUAAUGUAUUACUUAUGGGGUUGUCUGCAAUUUUAUCGUGGAAAGUUAGUAUCACCCUUUGACAUUCAAUUUUGGAAUCAAAUUUUCAAAGGUGCUUUUCCUACUUGGUAUGCAACCAAAAUGUAUGUAUUGUUCUGCCUCUUCGAAUUAUUCUUGGCCUACUUUAUGCCUGGUCCGAUUGUCAAGGGUGCACCUGUCUCUUCUUUGAAAGGCAAGAGAUUGGACUAUCUUUGUAAUGGCGUGACCUCUUGGUACGCCACUAUUGUUACUUCACUUAUUCUACACUAUUAUGGAUGGUUCCGUCUCACAGAAAUCAUUGAUAACUUUGGUCCAUUGAUGUCUGUUGCAGUAGUUUCUGGUGUCGUUAUCACCUUGGUCAUAUAUUUUACUACUAUUAUGCAAGGAAAUCAGUAUCGUAUGUCAGGAUAUUUAAUGUAUGACCUCUUCAUGGGCGCUGUUUUGAAUCCGCGUCUUGGACAUGUAGACCUUAAGAUGUUUGCAGAAAUUCGCAUACCUUGGGUUCUUUUAUUUUAUAUUUCUAUCUCGGCCGCAAUUAAAGAAUAUGAGUUAUUUGGUUAUGUUUCUGCAUCUAUGGCAUUUAUGGUUCUUGCACAUUUCUUGUAUGUGAAUGCUUGUGCAAAAGGUGAAGAAUGCAUUCCAACUACUUGGGAUAUGACUUAUGAAAAGCCUAUUAUAUUUGGUAAGCAAUUAAUUUCUUCACUCGUUAUAGCGGAUACGGCUAAUUCGCAGAAAAAUCGAUUUAGAAUGAUAAUUAAUGGUAGUUAUAUUCCGAGAUACACGUUCCCACAACUUCCAUGGGGAACACUGAAAAAUCCAACUUAUAUAAAAACAAAAUCUGGAAACUUGUUAUUGACAAGUGGAUGGUGGGGAAUUGCACGUAAGAUUCAUUAUACAGCCGAUUUGAUGAUGGCUUUUGCCUGGGGGUUUAUUACUGGAUUUAAUACUGUCAUUCCGUAUUUUUAUCCAGUAUUUUUUGUAGCUGUGUUAACACACAGGGUCUCUAGAGAUAUGGAAAGAUGUGCUAAAAAGUAUGGGAAAGAUUGGGAAGAGUAUUGUAAGCAGGUUCCUUACAUCUUUAUUCCUGGAAUUUAUUAA
Messenger RNA from Dentiscutata erythropus, 1281 nucleotides. Lineage: Eukaryota; Fungi; Glomeromycota; Glomeromycetes; Diversisporales; Gigasporaceae. The record is from the annotation of a GenBank genome assembly.